Neoarthrinium moseri is the source of this 1608-nucleotide messenger RNA. RefSeq lists its product as uncharacterized. The record is from RefSeq and is a predicted model, not a curated record. Gene Ontology annotation, molecular function: transmembrane transporter activity. Lineage: Eukaryota; Fungi; Ascomycota; Sordariomycetes; Amphisphaeriales; Apiosporaceae. Bases 1 to 1608 code for a protein of 535 amino acids. Gene Ontology annotation, biological process: transmembrane transport. The transcript is spliced from 4 exons.
AUGUCUGAUGCCAGUGGGACCGCCAAAGCGCAGAUAGAGACCGAUAUCAAAGGGACAAGGUCAUCAGUUGAAACCACUAGCAAAAGAGAAGUGCUUCCGGCCGAGAACAAGCUCGUCGACGAAAAUGGAGAAAUAUACCUUGUCCCCACGCCGACAACAGACAAGGGCGACCCAUUGAACUGGCAUCCGGCGCGAAAAUGGGCCAUUUUGGCCAUUCUGAUGCUUUGGAGCUCGGCCGCCCUCUCAAUCCAGGCAUUCCUGCUCAACUACAUCCCUUCUGUUGCCGAGCGGUUCCCGGACGCCGAUGCAGGUCAGAUCAACCUCCUGGUCACAAUCAUUAUGCCGAUGAUUGCCCCCGGCCAACUGAUCUUCACGCCUCUGGCCAUCGCCUACGGAAGGCGCUUCUCGAUGCUCCUCGCAAACGCCCUGCUCUUUGCCUCAUGUAUCUGGGGCGCUUUCUCCACUUCAUAUAACUCGCUUCUGGCCGCCCGUGUGGUCGAGGGCCUAGCAGCGGGACCGACCGACUGCCUCGUCUAUGUGAUUGUCCAAGAGAUGAGCUUUGUGCACGAGCGAGGUACUAUGAUUGGUGCGCUGAUGGGUACACAAUUGGCCCUGCAGCUCGGUCUCAGUAUCGCUACGAACUACAUGGCUGUCACGACAAGCUUCCAAGCCCCUUUCUUCAUGUUCGCGGCCAUCUCCGCCUUCACCUUGGUCGGCAUGUUCUUCAUUAUGCCGGAGGUUCGCUAUAAUCGCGAUGGCAACAGCUUGCUUCCUCGUAUCAAACUUAGCGAAUAUGCCUCUUUCAAGAAGACACUUGGUACCAGUGGGGAAUAUAAGCCUUUCACACUCGCGAGACAGCUGCAGCCCAUUUCGCCGAGAGUCAAAGGCUCGCCGAACCACAGCGUGGUGUGGUUCUUCAAACGUAUGGGGGUGUACGCCCUAUCGCCUAUCAUGUGGUGGAAUGCGGGGCUGAACACUAUUAUGUGCGGGAGUCUUUUGGCAGCUUCCACCUACUAUGCCACCAUGCUUGUAAGCGAACCUUGGUCUUGGGCCCCUCAGAAUGUAGGAUUGAUCAACAUCGGUCCGGUGCUUAUGGCUGCCCUCAACUGGGUCUUGCUCGGAUGGGGCAAUGAUAAGGUUAUCUUCUGGUUAGCGAAGCGCAACAACGGCGUCAACCGACCCGAACACCGUCUUGUGGUGCUGAUUAUUCCUGUCAUCACGGGAAUUAUCUCCAGCAUCGGAUUCGGUGCCCUCGCGCAGAACUAUCUCAUAACUAACCCCGGCGGUGACCAACCCCACUGGUUCUCGAUUGUGUUCCUCAUGUCUCUCUACUACCAGUCCUUCUGCGGUAUCUUGGAGGCCACCUUGAUUUACCUGGCCAACAUCACAUCUGCGGAAGACUCGCUUGCCGUCAUGACCUUGGUGGCUGUCAUCCGUGAUAGCGCUUCCUUCGGCAUGGGCUAUGGUGUAGUGGGUUUCGCGGAGAGUGUUGGUUACUUGACUAGCUUCAGCAUCUACGGAAUGCUGACUGGAGUCCUGGGCAUUCUGGGCAUACCAGUCUAUCUCUACGCUGAUAGAUUCCGCACUAAGGCCGGAGUCGCUGUCUAA